Molecule: messenger RNA, 2505 nt
Organism: Sporisorium graminicola
Lineage: Eukaryota; Fungi; Basidiomycota; Ustilaginomycetes; Ustilaginales; Ustilaginaceae
Exons: 1
Coding region: 1-2505 (834 amino acids)
Biological process (GO): L-tryptophan biosynthetic process
Cellular component (GO): cytosol
Molecular function (GO): indole-3-glycerol-phosphate synthase activity; phosphoribosylanthranilate isomerase activity
Source: RefSeq, a predicted model, not a curated record
AUGUCAAUCCCCACCGAAGGACUCGUCUCGGUCGCUUCCAAUGUCCAACCCCAGACCAUCGGCACCGGCUCUCCAGCCGCAAAGGGCAAGACCGUCCUGAUCGACAAUUACGACAGCUUCACCUACAAUGUUGUCCAGUUCCUCGCUGAAGCCGGUGCGGACCUUGUCGUCUACCGCAAUGACAAAGUCACACUGGAAGAGAUCGAAGCUCUCAACCCUGCCAACAUUGUCAUCAGCCCUGGCCCCGGUCAUCCACUUCAUGACUCGGGCAUCUCAAUCCCAUGCAUCAAGCAUUUUGCCGGUAAGAUCCCAAUCCUCGGCGUCUGCAUGGGACUUCAGUCCAUCUACUCCGCCUACACUGGUGUCGUCGAGUUUGCUGGCGAGAUCGUACACGGCAAGACCUCUGAAAUCGCUCACGAUGGCAAGGGUCUUUACGCUGGUUUGCCCGCUCACGGCGUGGUAGGCACACGUUACCACAGUCUCGCCGCUCAGCUGCCCAGUCUGCCCAAGGAGCUCGUCGUCACCUCCAAGACCGAAAGCGGCGUCGUCAUGGGCAUCCGUCACACUCGCUACACUGUCGAGGCCGUCCAGUACCACCCGGAAAGCAUUCUUAGUGUGGGCGGCCGGGAGAUGAUGGUCAACUUCCUCAGCUGGACCGGCGGCACCUGGGAUGCCAACCCGCAAGCCAAGGUCGAUGCUGCUGCCAUCGAACGUGCCGAAAGCACUACCGAGCCUGUCCUUGCCAUGGCUGCUACUGGCGCUGCUGCUGCUACCACGACCAACGGUGCUGGUCCUGGCGCCGCAGCUGCUACGGGCAGCGUUGGCACUAUCCUUGAGAGGAUCCAUAUGCAGCGUCUCAAGGAUAUCGCUGCCACCAAAGCCAUCCCAGGCUUCUCUCAGCGCGAUCUCGACAUUGCUCUUUCCCUGCAUCUCGCGCCUCCUCUCAUCAACUUCCCCGAGCGACUGCAGCGACACGCUGCUCGUGGUCUGCCAGGCGUCAUGGCCGAGAUGAAGCGUGCCAGUCCCAGCAAGGGUGACAUCGACCCUACUGCUCACGCUGGUGCUCAGGCGCUCGCGUAUGCACGAGGCGGUGCCAGCGUCAUAAGCGUGCUCACCGAGCCCAAGUGGUUCAAGGGUACCGUCCACGACCUGUCGCUCGCACGACGUGCCGUCGACCACCUGCCCGACCGUCCUGCCAUUUUGCGAAAAGACUUCAUCGUCGACACCUACCAGAUCGCCGAGGCCCGACUCGCGGGUGCCGACACUUUGUUGCUCAUCGUCGCCAUGCUCACGGACGAACAUCUCAAGGAGCUCUACGACUACAGUCUGAGCUUGGGCAUGGAGCCGCUCGUGGAAGUCAACAACCCGGAGGAGAUGACGCGCGCCAUCCGCUUGGGCGCAAAGGUCGUCGGUGUCAACAACCGCAACCUGCACGAUUUCAAUGUCGACAUGGAGACCACGUCUCGUUUGGCAGACGCAGCCAGCAAGGGCGGCGUCAUCCUGUGCGCUCUCAGCGGUAUCAGUGGGCGCAGCGACGUGGCCAAGUACCUCAAGGAGGGGGUCGGUGCCGUGUUGGUCGGCGAGGCGCUCAUGCGUGCCAAGGACAAGCGCGCCUUCAUUCACGAUUUGCUGGGACUGCCUUCGACCAGCUCGGCGGGCGAGUUGGUGGCCGGGUCGGUUGUCGGCCAUGGCUCGCUGGUCAAGAUCUGCGGCUUGUCGACGGUCGAAGCUGCGGUGACUGCUGCUGAGGCCGGAGCUGAUAUGCUGGGUAUGAUUCUUGCACCUGGAACGAAGCGUACUGUAUCGCACGACCAGGCGAGGGAGAUCAUCAAGGCGGUGCGCUCGCUCCCCUCUUCCACUGACGCUGCUGCUACGGCCGAGCUCGACCCUGUGGCUGUUGCGGGCUCGAUUGAAGAAGGCGUGACCCCGGAAGACUGGUUCUCGCUCACCGUCAAGAAGCUGCGCUCGCGAGCCGGUCGUCGCCCACUCAUUGUCGGCGUCUUCCGCGACCAGCCCUUGGCCGAAGUCGCCAGCACCGCCGAGCAGCUUGAUCUGGAUGUUGUCCAGCUGCACGGACGCACAGAGGGCAUCGAAUGGGCCAAGUUCCUCCCUGGCCGUCUUGUCAUCCGCGUCUUUUCCGUCGGCGCGGGUGCUCAGGUUGGCAAGGACCUACUGCGCGAAGUGAAUCGGCCCGGGUAUCACCACCUUGCUGCGCUCGACACUGCCGCGGCAGGUGGCGAUGGCGGCACGGGUGUGUCGUUCGACUGGUCCGUCGCCAAGCAGGUAAGGGACGCUGAUCCGCUGCCUGGCGUUGUGGGUGGGUCGGCGGCGAGGCCGAUGCCGAUCCUCCUCGCUGGUGGGCUGACAGCGGAGAACGUCCAGCAGGCGAUCCAGGUCGCGCAGCCUUUUGCGGUGGAUACGAGCUCCGGCGUCGAAACGGACGGCAAGAAGGAUUUGCAGAAAAUCAAGAGCUUCAUCAAGGCGGUCCGCGGCGCUUCUAUCUAA